UCAGCGAUGGCGUCUGCUUAUCUGAGAAAGGAGCUGGACUGUUCCAUCUGUCUGAGCACUUAUACAGAUCCUGUAAACCUGACAUGCGGACACAACUUCUGCCGGGUCUGUAUUGAUCGUGUGCUGGAUACACAGGAGGGAUCUGGAGAUUAUUCAUGUCCUCAGUGCAGAAAAAGGUUUAGGAGUCGUCCUACACUGCAGAGGAACAUAACACUGCGUAACAUAGUGGAGAAUUUCUGCUGUGUUCAUCCAGAUCUGGCGGAGGCGACUGGGAUCUUCUGUACUUACUGUAUUCACUCUCCUGUACCUGCUGUUAAAUCCUGUCUGAUGUGUGAAGCUUCUCUGUGUGAUAUUCACUUGAGAGUCCACAGUAAGGCACCAGAACAUUUCCUAACUGAACCCACCACUUCCAUGGAGAAGAGAAAAUGUUCUGUCCAUAGAGAACUUCUUAAAUAUUACUGCAUUGCAGAUGCUGCCUGUAUCUGUGUGACCUGCAGUUUGGCUGGAGAACACCAGGGACACAAGGUGGAGACUCUGGAUGAGGCGUCUGAGAAGAAGAAAAAGAAACUGAGAACUGGUCUUCAGAAACUGAUCACAGAGAGAGAGGAGACUGAGAGAAGAGUCCGGAGUCUGCAGGAACGCAGGAGAAAAGUACAAGAAAAAUCAUCUGGUGUAACAGAGAGAGUCACUGCCCUGUUCAGAGACCUCAGGAGACAUCUGGAAGACCUGGAGAAGAGAGUCCUGAGGGAGAUCUCCAGGCAGGAAGAGCGGCUCUCACAUCAAUUGUCUGACCUGAUCCAGAAGCUGGAAAUAAAGAUUGCUGAGCUGUCCAGGAAGAUGUAUCACAUUGAGGAGAUGUGUAACAUGACUGACCCACUGACUGUCUUACAGGAAUCAGACACAGGGGACUUGUGUGAUACUGAGGAGGGAGAUGAUGAGGACAGAGAGAGACAUGAUGAACUCCUCCAUGAUGGGAGGGAUCUGGAUGUGGCUGGGAUCUCCCACACAUUACACUCGGGGUUAUCUGAUAUGAUGAUAAGGGUCCAUGUCUACCUUGAUAUAUAUAAAGCUUCAGGUAUAGUACUGGAUGUAAACACAGCUCAUAAUAGGCUACAGAUAUCAGAAGAUAUGAAAACUGUAUCCAGGUCAGAUGUAAGGGAAGAUCGUCCAGAAACACCAGAGAGAUUUCAGAAUUAUAUUCAGGUAUUAAGCAGCGGGAGAUUUUCCUCGGGGCGACAUUACUGGGAAGUGGAUGUCAGUAAAUCGCUGUCAUGCAGAGUCGGGAUGUGUUAUCCCAGUAUAGUCAGGAGAGGAGAACAGUCAUGGAUUGGAAAAAACAAAAAGUCCUGGGGUUUAUACAGGGCUGGGUAUAAGUUGUCAGUGGAAUAUAACAGCAAACUCAUACGUUUAACUGACAAUUUCUCCAGUAACAGAGUCAGGAUCUAUCUGGAUUAUGAGGCCGGACAGCUGUCCUUCUAUGAUCUGUGUGACCCGAUCCGACACUUACACACCUUCACCACCACCUUCACUGAGCCCCUUCAUGCUGUAUUAGGGGUGGGGAAAGGGUCAAACACCACACCGCACGAUGCCUGCCGACUCGCCGAAAUAAAAGAAGUCCCGCCGCACGACGACCCAUUCGAACCAGACGAAGACUCGCCGCAAAAUGACAUCUCUGGCCAGAAUAUGCUGCCUGUAUCUGUGUGUCCUGCAGUUUGGCUGGAGAACACCGGGGACACAAGGUGGAGACUUUGGAUGACGCGUCUGAGAGGAGGAAACAAACUCAGCAAUGUUCUGCAGGAACUAAUCACAGAGAGAGAGGAGACUGAGAGAAGAGUCCGGAGUCUGCAGGAACGCAGGAGAAAAGUACAAGAAAAAUCAGCCGGUGUAACAGAGAGAGUCACUGCCCUGUUCAGAGACCUCAGGAGACAUCUGGAAGACCUGGAGAAGAGAGUCCUGAGGGAGAUCUCCAGGCAGGAAGAGCAGCUCUCACAUCAAUUGUCUGACCUGAUCCAGGAGCUGGAAAUAAAGAAGGCCGAGCUGUCCAGGAAGAUGCGUCACAUUGCGGAGAUGUUGCCUCCGGGCGCUUGGUAUAUGGAGCAUGUGCCGGAGUACGUGCAGUGCAUUUGCCAUUCAGCCCUUCCAGCCAUAAGGAUGUUUCGGGGCUAUGGUUACAAAGAAUGGCGUCAGCGAACUGUGCUCUCCAAACACCAGGCCAAGCUAAUCUGUCCUCCAUUCCGCGUGUCCUUUAUAUCUAAAACCCUUCCCAGAACCCUGUGCUCCAUACCCCAGAACCCUGUGCUCCAUACCCCAGAACCCUGUUCCCACUAUUUUGCAAAGAUGAAUGGGAUUAUUUAUGAAGAUCUGAACAUGAACGGGAUCAGCAGCUGA
Molecule: messenger RNA, 2388 nt
Organism: Nanorana parkeri
Lineage: Eukaryota; Metazoa; Chordata; Amphibia; Anura; Dicroglossidae
Product: E3 ubiquitin-protein ligase TRIM39-like
Exons: 6
Coding region: 7-2388 (793 amino acids)
Molecular function (GO): protein binding; zinc ion binding
Source: RefSeq, a predicted model, not a curated record